AUGAUCACACAUCCCAUAGAGAGACUGCACUUAAGAAAACAAGACUACUAUUGGUGCAAUACUGCACAGGGAUGGGAUUACUGCUCUCCAUCUGAAAACAGAGAUUACAAGAACAAGCAGUGUAGAGAAGACAGUCCAUGUGGGAAGCAGGGUGAAAAAUACAACUGGUGCUGGCUGAAGGAGGGAAGCUGGGGUUACUGUGGGCUUGUGGAACCAAAGAUGUUCCUCCACCGAUCUAAGUAUCAUUAUGUUUGCAUUGAUGAAUGCCAGUAUUAUGAGAGUGGUGAUUACUACUGGUGCCACACUGCCAAAGGCUGGGACUACUGCUCUCCAGUUGUGGAUGUAACCUAUAAAGGCAAGUCCUGUCGCUCAGACGACUCCUGUGGCUCACAUGAUUAUAGUUACAACUGGUGCUGGACCUCAGAGUCAGAAUAUGAUUACUGCGGACCCAUUGAAUCUGGAGAGUGCACUUACAUCCCCUCUAAACAUCGUAACAAGAGAGCCCCAGACAAGAAAAUAGUGAUAUGCAGGGAGAAGGACGAAACUAGCGGUAAAGAAAUCAUCUUUACUGCAGAGGAAGCUCCUGAAGAUAUUGCUAAGAGCAAGCAAUUGGAAAAGGACCUAGAAAACGUAAUCAGUUGCUGGAAAAAUAACUACCUGGUGGGACAGGCCCGCUCAAAACUAGCCAACUCUGGAAAUCUCCGUCAUGCUUUUGAAUAUGUUGCAUUAGAGUAUUACAUCUGUCUCACAGAGAGCAUCUUGCAUAUUUGUUUUUCUGAGUGA
Molecule: messenger RNA, 783 nt
Organism: Sinocyclocheilus rhinocerous
Lineage: Eukaryota; Metazoa; Chordata; Actinopteri; Cypriniformes; Cyprinidae
Exons: 2
Coding region: 1-783 (260 amino acids)
Source: RefSeq, a predicted model, not a curated record